Molecule: messenger RNA, 1428 nt
Organism: Aspergillus nidulans FGSC A4
Lineage: Eukaryota; Fungi; Ascomycota; Eurotiomycetes; Eurotiales; Aspergillaceae
Product: FAD-dependent oxidoreductase
Exons: 3
Coding region: 1-1428 (475 amino acids)
Cellular component (GO): membrane
Molecular function (GO): FAD binding; monooxygenase activity
Source: RefSeq, a predicted model, not a curated record
AUGGACAAGAGAAGUUUCAAAGUGAUAGUUGUCGGUGGUUCAAUCGCUGGCCUGACUUUGGCGCACAGCCUCGACCUGGCCGGUAUUGACUAUAUCGUACUCGAGAAACACUCGGAUCCCCUUGCUACCGUUGGCGGAUCAGUCGGUCUGCUGCCAAACGGAUGGCGUAUCCUGCAUCAGCUGGGGCUUCGCCAUCAGCUAGAGCAAGAGGCAUGCCCAGUCAAGGUCGCCCAUAUGACGUACCCAGAUGGAUUCGUCUUUAGUGACAAUUUCCCAGCGGCAAUCCAGGAAAGGCAAGUUCCUGAAAUCCAGUUUCCUAUCGGUUAUAUGCCAGCUAACGAUGAAAGAUUUGGGUAUUCCCUUUCCGUCCUCACUCGCCAGCAGCUCAUUGAGGUGCUCUACCUCGGCCUACGUGACAAAAGCAAGAUCAAGGUUGGACAGAGAGUAAUAAAGAUCCAGCACCAUCAGAACCGCAGGGGCGUAUCUGUCUUUACCGAGUCCGGACAGGAACAUGUGGGGGACUUGGUUGCUGGUGCAGACGGAGUACACAGCAUAACGCGAUCACAGAUGUGGCUCCAACUUGGUCAAAAACUUGAUGCGGAGAAGGAAAGACGCCAAUUAGUCGCCGAGUACAGUUGCGUCUUCGGUAUCUCUUCCCCGUUGAAAGGGAUACCCCCAGGAGAGCAGCUGAUCGCAUGCCAUGACAACGCUACUGUACUUGCCUUUCCCGGCAAAGACGCACACAUUGGAUGGGGGCUCAUCCAGAAGCUGAACAGGCCAUGCAACUCUCCGGCAACAACUCAAUCCUCGGACGGCGAAACAGCCCUUAUUAUGGCCAAGAGCGCCGCCGGCCUUGGCCUAUGCAAAGAUCUGAAAUUCCAUGACCUGUGGGUAAAUACACCGAAGUACUCCUUCACAAUACUGGAAGAAGGCCUGUUCCAGAUUUGGCACCAUGGACGAAUCAUGACCCCCAACAUGGCGCAGGGAGCAAAUACUGCGAUCGAGGGUGCUGCUGCGCUAGCAAACACGUUGCGCAGGAUCAGUCAGAUUGACAAACCAUCCGAGGAUGACAUCAACCGGCUAUUACAGGGGUACACCGUGCGCCAGCAGAAGCGUUUGCGGGCAGUGCACGCUAUAUCUCGGUCUGUCACCCGUGUCCACGCCCGACAAGGGCGGAUCAAAAAGAUAAUAGGGCGAUAUGUGUAUCCAUACACGCCGGGCGCGGCCCUGCACACCUUCAGCCGUAUUAUUGCUCCUGCUCCAUGCUUGGAUUAUGUUCCGAUGCCGUUUCCGGGACCCGGUUGGACACGGGCUUUAGUGUCCGGAUGGUCUCCUAUCUCAGGAGUUCUGUUACUGGUGAUACCAAUAAUUGCUCUAGUGUAUGGUUACAGUGUUAUAAAUUUCGGCCGAGACAGCAUUAAUAACUAG